Messenger RNA from Microthlaspi erraticum, 645 nucleotides. Lineage: Eukaryota; Viridiplantae; Streptophyta; Magnoliopsida; Brassicales; Brassicaceae. The record is from the annotation of a GenBank genome assembly.
AUGGCGGCAGGAGCAUCCUUAGCACUUACUUGCGCCUUAAUUAGUAUCUUCGGCUUCAAGAUAAACAAUAUGAGUUAUACUGCCGCCGCAGCUAUGCAUCCAAGCUCCGCCGACAUGAUCAUAUCCGGAAAACCGACGGCCGCCGUAUCAUCGUCUUCUGGGAUGAAUCCUUUGCCGGCUAAGUACGCAUUGCGUUCUCUCUUUGAAGUGAGCUCAAUGCUUGCUUCUGCUAAACCUAUUCCUUCUCAAAGACCAUUCAAUCUUCAUAAGCUCCCUUCUUUGCCUUCAAAGGAAGAUAUUGAUUCCAUCAAGAUGGAGGCGGUAAGGAAGAUGAAGGAAGGAAAAUGUGAGGAGGCGGUGCAGCUCCUUCGCGACGCAAACAUGCGAUUCAUAAACGAGCCUGAGGCCGACUUCAAUGUCCAGAUGGCUCUUGUUGAGAUUUUAAUAUUGCUGGAAAGGUAUCAAGAAGCUGCUGAGUAUAGUUGUCUAAAUGCUGAGAAUGCCCAGAUUUCUGAUGUUCGGAUCCCUCUUUAUAAGGCAAUUAUAUACACGAUGCUAGACAAAGAUAUGGAAGCCAAGCAGUAUUGGAAAGAGUUUAGAAAAUCAAUUGGUGAAGGAUUUGACCCUUUCAGUUUCGAAGAGUGA